GUCUUGGUGUUGCCUGUACCAUUCAAAGCACGGCUUGUCGAUUACCCACCAUUGUUCUCAUGUCCGUGCGAUUUGCCGUCAUGCUCUUCCUCAUUGUUCUGUAUCUUAAUCUCAUCACCGGUCCACAUACUGAGGACCGACCACGCGAGUUAGGCUUAGACUUGCCUGUAAUCAGAUUAAAGAAGAGGAAGAUCGGAAGAUUUAGUCAUCUGUUGCGGUGCCCCUUUACCACUCACCGGAGGCUAACCGGCGUGUCCUGAAUGAUAUAUUUAUUGACUGGACUAAAUGCUUCCCCAGUUCCUUUUCAUCUUUCAUUCAUCCGAUCAUGGCUGGCGACCUACUCCUGCACUUGCACUAUUCCGACAAUAAUAACUAUGAUAUGCGAACGUUCCGCCUGAACAAAAUAGACGAAGAUGGUGCCAAUGAGGUGGAGUUCUACAAGUUUUUCCACCCGCUACCUGACUCCUUUGCGAGCGAAACGACCUACGAGCGGAUGAACCUAGUGACGGGUCAGUGGGAGAAGGCAGGGCACAUCGAGUGGAAUGGCAGGAACAACGCCAACGUGUAUUUUGGCGGCAUGAACCCUAAAGUGAACAUCCGAGAACUACGGAGAGUGAAGAAGAGCAACAGCCAGUCACGACGUUUCAAAGCUGGUGAUACUGAGUACAAGUGGAAGAUUUCGCCGGAGGACGCUGGCUUGUUUUGCGAGACGAAGCGUGGCAAGGUCGUGGCAACGUGGACCCACGAUACACGAAUACUCACCGUAGGAGACCGUGUCCACGAACACUUGGAUCGUGUCGUGGUGACAUUCUUGUUGAACCUAUGGAUGUGGCAGAACAAGUGGUGGUAGAUCCGAAAAUGCUGUCUUACAUGUGCCCCGUAUGCUUGCUAUCGCCUAACGUUGUACUUAUCGUUCCAUCGCUUUCGUGUACGUUGAUAUUAGCAAUCUAUUCGUCAUUCAAAUCC
Somion occarium is the source of this 966-nucleotide messenger RNA. The record is from the annotation of a GenBank genome assembly. Lineage: Eukaryota; Fungi; Basidiomycota; Agaricomycetes; Polyporales; Cerrenaceae.